AUGGCGGGAUCUUGCGAGAUCAGCAACAUCUUCUCUAACUACAUCAGCGCCAUGUACCAGCCAGAUGAGGUGCAGCCAACCUUGGACAUGCUGGGACACCUUGGGGACGACAGCAGCCUGGGGCUGAGCCUCCCCACCAGCCAGCCCCCCGCACAGAGCACAGACAAGCCGGAGUGGUUCAGUGAGCUCCCGUACUUCUGGACCAAGGUGCAGGUGCUGGAGUGGAUCAGCUACCACGUGGAGAAGAACAAGUACGAUGCCAGCUCCAUUGACUUCUCCUGCUGCAACAUGGAUGGGCAUGCGCUCUGCCACUGCACCAGGGACCAGAUGCGCCUCAUCUUUGGGCCCCUGGGGGAUGAGCUCUAUGACCGCCUGCACGAAAUCAGCAUCGCUAAUCUCAGUCCUCCCACUGCUGCAGCCUCCGACGAGCUGAACUGGAUCAUUGAUUUGCUGGAAAAAGAGGAUGUGACUUCCCAAGAGACUUUCCUGGACUCUAGCCACCUGGAGCUGGGAAAUCCCUGUGCCAAGGACUCCCUGGAGGACAUGAAGCCCACAAACCCUUUCCUAUCCACAGACUUCACCUGCUUGCCUGCUGCCAUGUCCCCAGGCAGCUCUGAUGUCUCAGGGCCUGUGAUGUCCCACAGCCCCAACUCCCAGGACUCCGGUGGAAGUGACCUCGACCUUGACCCCAUGGAAGCAAAGCUCUUCCCUGACAAUGGCUUUGCAGGGAGCAAGAAAGGGGACAGCAAACAUGGCAAGCGGAAACGGGGACGGCCCCGAAAACUCAGUGAGGAGAGCAGAGACUGCCUGGAGAGCCGGAAGAGCAAGCACUCCCCAAGAGGUACCCACCUGUGGGAGUUCAUCCGGGACAUCCUGAUCCACCCCGAGCUGAACGAGGGGCUGAUGAAGUGGGAGGACCGGCAGGAGGGCGUCUUCAAGUUCCUGCGCUCGGAGGCGGUGGCUCAGCUCUGGGGCCAGAAGAAGAAAAACAGCAGCAUGACCUACGAGAAGCUGAGCAGAGCCAUGCGGUAUUACUACAAACGAGAGAUCCUGGAGAGAGUCGAUGGGCGACGGCUGGUGUACAAGUUUGGGAAGAACUCCAGUGGCUGGAAGGAGGAGGAGGUGCUCAACAGGAACAAGGAGCUGUAG
Molecule: messenger RNA, 1149 nt
Organism: Gavia stellata (red-throated loon)
Lineage: Eukaryota; Metazoa; Chordata; Aves; Gaviiformes; Gaviidae
Gene: ELF3
Product: E74 like ETS transcription factor 3
Exons: 8
Coding region: 1-1149 (382 amino acids)
Biological process (GO): regulation of transcription by RNA polymerase II; cell differentiation
Cellular component (GO): nucleus
Molecular function (GO): sequence-specific DNA binding; DNA-binding transcription factor activity, RNA polymerase II-specific
Source: RefSeq, a predicted model, not a curated record